This is a messenger RNA of Paraglomus occultum, 1047 nucleotides long. Lineage: Eukaryota; Fungi; Glomeromycota; Glomeromycetes; Paraglomerales; Paraglomeraceae. The record is from the annotation of a GenBank genome assembly.
AUGACUGCUCACAGACCAUCCAACACACAACAUCCUCAUUCACACUCGAGCGAUGACAUGCUGAAGCGAAAGAGGGGUCCAAUCAACAAACGUGCGUGCGAGAGAUGCCGUCAAGGUAAAGUACGCUGUGACGGGAAUGCAGAAACACUGAAGCCUUGUUCCAAUUGUAUACCGGAUCAAUGCGUUUAUGAUCAAUCACCCAGAAAAAACAAACAGCUCGAACACAUGAAACAAAAGCUAGACAACACAGAAAGUAAUUUAAAAGAGCAAAAGAAACAGAUCGUGGAUCAACAUGCAACUAUAAGAAUUUUGCAGCUUGAGAAAAAAAUCAUGGGAAUGUUAGCCGAGUCUGCUAACCAAUAUCUCAAUGACAAGCAAGUUUUCCAAACUUUACAUAAAGCAGUUUCUGAAUCGAGAGUAUUUGAGAAUAUUCUGUUUCUAAUUGAAGAAUGUUUGGGACGACUCAACAAACCAGACGAGCAGUACAGUGCAGUGAUAGAUUCCCUCAAACACGUUGCUGCAGCCACUGCUAAUCUUCCGCCUGAAGUAAGCAUCGACGUAGCGCUUGGUAAACGCAACGCCUACGUUAACAUUGCAGCAGACAUUGACUCGAGUUACCGCAAUUAUCUGGCAACACCGAGUGAUCAAAGAAAUGCGGCGAUUCAAGUUCAUUUUCCAAAUUCUGAUGAAAGCAAGAAAGAGCCGGCUGACAGCAUCGACCAGGAUGUAAUAAUGAACACUUUGGGGAUCAGCAGUAGAAAUGUAGACACUCUAUCUAGUAAUUCUAACGCAAUGAGAAUAGAAACGGUGGUUUCGCCCGUAGAUAUUAUGUCCCGGUCACCAUCAGAUUGCUGCACACCAUCACCGCAGACCAGUUUUCCGUUUGAAAAUUCUGUGAUUUCUCCUAUCGAGCUACUAUCGAACGUGGACAAUAAAUUCUAUCCUCAAAAUUCAUACCUGAGUGCACCAUACCCAUCAUCUGGAUCUUCCACUGCUUCCACAGAGUACUCUUGGAUUUUCAAUGAUGCAUUCGUAACGUUUGAGUAA